UUGCGUGUCACAUUUAGAAAUUCGAGCGAUAGAAAUGCUUACACACCCAGCUGCAGUCAUUGUACGAAACUGCCAUAAAUAAAGGUAGAAGCUCAAGGUUCGUUUCAAAAAGAUCCACAAGCUGUCCAGUUCGCCAUGAAGUGCAUUGCUGUGAUGGCCGUUUGCGUUGCUGUGAUCGCCGUUUGCGUCAUCAGCGCCCUCCAUGUUAAAGCCAAUGCAGUUGAAAGGGCCACUGUAACUGAUGCCGAGCUUCAGGCUCUUUCCCAACAGCUCCACAUUGAUGACGUCAACGCUGUCCAGGGGAUCGUUUUGAACGUGCAAUCCUCCACGACAUCUGGAAGCACCACCGACAAAGCCCCAUUGCCGUUGUUUUCGAGUGUCCCGGCUGGUGCAUUUUCCGGGCCAACAGUAAGCAAACUGCUUGCUCUUUUCGACAACUACGACGAGAACUGCAAAGUGACUGAGGUCAUCACAGCUGAAGAACAGACUGAAAACGAUGCCUUCCUCGAUGCCAUUUUGGGCACUAGCGUAAUGCAACAAGCCCACCAGUUUCUCGUCUCUAAAGGCUUGGCUGACUCUAGUGUGGCUGUUUUCAAGGAAUACCUGCGUCAGAUUUGGCUCGGCCAAUACAACCGCGGAGGCGGGUAUCAAAGUUCAUCCGGAUUUGAACACAUUUUCCUCGGCGAAAAAGACAACACGACCAUCCAGGGCUAUCACAGCUGGUUCAAAUAUUACCGGGACGAGCAAGCAGGAAAGAUCAACUACCUGGGCUAUUUGCGUAACAUUAAUCUGGGAGUGAGCUCCGUCAUUGGUCUGCCUAUGAGUUGGAAUGGCCUUUACAAGUCAAUCAGCUCCAUUUCUAUAUCUGGCAGCCCCGAAAUCGAAUUGGCGUUGGCCACCGUCUGUUUCCUGGCCAGGCCCAACGCCAAGUGUCCCCUGUACGGUGCCAAUGCAACACCUUACGCCUACCAGACUUAUACUCUCACUUACAACAGCAAAACUUAUAUCGGUAGCGCUUACCCCACCUAUUAGUCUUCUAACGUAAGAGGCCCUGCAAUAGUCUUACAUAGGUGAUUUAAAUGUUUAAUAUUUGCUGCUUCCCUGGACACAUGAAUAUUUUUAUUUAGUCCAGUAGCUAUAUUUUAAAAGCUGCAAUUUACCACACAGACCAUUGUCACCGUACAGUGCAAAUCGACAUAAUUAACAACUUAUUACAGAGAAAUAAAGUGUUUUAUUUGCAUGGCCU
This is a messenger RNA of Daphnia pulicaria, 1246 nucleotides long. Its product is annotated as endoribonuclease CG2145-like. NCBI's taxonomy places the organism in Eukaryota, Metazoa, Arthropoda, Branchiopoda, Diplostraca, Daphniidae. The coding region runs from base 136 to 1032 and encodes 298 amino acids. Gene Ontology annotation, molecular function: RNA endonuclease activity. The record is from RefSeq and is a predicted model, not a curated record. The transcript is spliced from 5 exons.